GCAACAGAUGCCUGGAACGUGCUGCAUCAGAGGGUUUCAUUCUCAGAAUAACAAGUGAAUGAUGGACACCGCAGAGCAGACCAGCAACGACCAGCUCAUCACUGGGAGAACACCUUCCACAGACUCAUCCACAGACGGCAGCAGAAAUGGAUCCAGCGAGCCACCAGAAAACAACACCACCUCCACCGACCAGACGUACCUCAAUGAGAUGAUUACAGUUCCUGACGUGGGAGGGCCUGGAUUUAGCUUCAGGAAGCUAUGGGCAUUUACAGGACCAGGAUACCUGAUGAGCAUUGCGUAUCUGGACCCAGGAAACAUCGAGUCAGACCUGCAAUCUGGGGCGGCAGCGGGCUACAAGCUCCUCUGGGUGCUCCUUUCCGCUACGGUGCUGGGCUUGCUGCUCCAGAGGCUGGCGGCUCGCCUGGGUGUGGUGACGGGGAUGCACCUUGCUGAGGUCUGCCGACAAUACUACCCCAAGUACCCCCGAAUCUUGCUCUGGCUGACCAUCGAGCUCGCCAUCAUCGGCUCCGACAUGCAAGAGGUGAUUGGCACAGCCAUUGCCAUCAAUUUACUGUCCAGUCAGAGGAUUCCGAUUUGGGGAGGAGUGCUCAUUACCAUUGUGGACACCUUCUUCUUCUUGUUCCUUGACAAAUAUGGUCUCAGGAAGCUGGAAGCAUUUUUCGUAUUCCUGAUUGGGAUUAUGGCCAUCACCUUCGGAUACGAGUACGUGGUGGUGAACCCAGACCAGGGCAAAGUGGUGAAGGGAUUGUUCUACCCAUACUGCGCAGGGUGCGGCAGUAAUGAGCUACUUCAGGCAGUGGGCAUUAUUGGGGCAAUUAUAAUGCCGCAUAAUAUCUACCUCCACUCAGCACUGGUCAAGUCUCGGAAGGUCGACCACUCCAAUUCGGCUGCUGUGAGGGAAGCAAAUAUGUACUACUUCAUAGAGUGCUCCAUUGCCCUGUUCAUCUCCCUGCUGAUCAACCUGUUUGUGAUUUCUGUAUUUGGAAAAGCCUUCUACAAGAAGAGCAACAUGGAUGUGUACGAAGUCUGUGCAAACAGCUCAAGCCCUUACAUCAAUCAGCUGCCCCAGGACAACAGCACCUUGGAGGUGGACAUCUUCAAAGGGGGAGUGGUCCUUGGCUGCUACUUCGGAGCUCCCGCUCUCUACAUCUGGGCUAUUGGCAUUCUUGCCGCGGGUCAAAGUUCAACCAUGACAGGGACGUAUUCCGGACAGUUUGUGAUGGAGGGCUUCCUCGAUUUGUCCUGGUCCAGGUUUAAACGAGUGGUAUUAACAAGGGCUCUGGCGAUCGUGCCCACAGUGAUUGUGGCAGCUUGUCAGGACGUGUCCAAAGUCUCCAGCAUGAAUGAUAUCCUCAAUGUCUUGCAGAGCAUUCUGCUGCCCUUUGCUCUCAUUCCCAUCCUGACAUUUACAAACCUCAGGACACUAAUGCACGAAUUCGCUAAUGGAAGGCUCAGCAAGAUUGUUGGAGUCUUGAUUACCUUGCUGGUCCUGGCUGUCAAUGCUUACUUUGUCGUGGUUUAUGUCGCUAGUAUAGACAACGUUUACUGGUACAUUGCUGCUGCCAUCAUUCUCAUCUUGUACGUGGCCUUCGUGCUUUAUCUGCUGUGGCUGAGCUGUGUGGCAUCCGGAGUAUGUGGCCCGAAGUUGGGUCAGGACCAACGUUUCACACAUGAAAUAGUUUCUCACUAAACUUCACAACUCCAAGAUCUGCAGGUUGCUGCUUCCAAUAGUAACAAUUACCUUUCACAUUCUUUCUAUUCUGUUGCACAUUGGUUGUUUGUCAGUCUUUAUUUAUGUAGAGUUUUUCAUAAAUUCUCAAAAUUACAAGUUUAAAGUAAAUUAAUUAUCAAGGUACAUAUACGUCACCAUAUACUACCCUGAGAUUCAUUUUCUUGCAGGCAUCCAUAGUAACUAGAAGGAAACACAAUAGAAUCAAUGAAAAACUGAACACUUCUUAGACAGCCAAACCACCAGUGUUUAAAAGACAACAAAACUGUGCAAAUACAAAAGAGAAACAAACAAACAAACAAACAAACAAAUAAAUAAAUAAAUAAGCAUUAGAUAUUGACAAUAUGAGUUUUUGCGUCCAUGAAGGUGAGUCCAUUGGUUGUGGGAACAGUUCUGUGAUAGAGUAAGUGAGGAACUGAUAUGUAAUCAGAUUAAGGAAAUGUGUAAAGAUAAUAGGGUUGUUGUCAUGGGAGAUUCCACCUUCCCUAAUAGAAACUGGGACCUUCUCAGUGCAAGGGGUUUAAAUGGGGCAGAAUUUAAGUGCAUCCAGGAAGGUUUUUUAAAUCAACAUGUGGAUGAUCCAACAAGAGGGUGGGGACAUAUUGGACCUGGUGCUGGGCAAUGAGCCUGGCCAGGUGACUGACCUUUCAGUGGGUGAACAGUUAGGGAAUACUGACUACGAUUCCUUAAAUUUCAGGAUAGCUGUGGAUAAUGUAGGUAUGGUCCUUGUGGGAUAGUUUUAAAUUGCAGUAGGGCAAAUUGCGAGGGCGUUAGGCAAGAACUAAGAAGCAUUACUUGGGAACACCUUUUUUUCUGGCAAGUCCAUAUCAGACGUGUGGAGGGUGUUUAAAGAUCAAUUGUACAGGGUACAGGAAAGCUAUGUUCCUGUUAGAAGGAAGGACAGGGAUGGAAAGAUGAGAGAACCUUGGAUGUCCAAAGAGGUGAUGAAUUUAGUCACGAAGAGAAAGGAAAAGGUUGUAAAGUUUUCAAAGUCAGGAUCAAACAGAGCACAUGAGAGUAUAAAGAAGUCAGAAAAGAACUAAAGAAGGGAAUUAGGAAAGCCAGGAGGGGCCAUGAAUAGUCCUUGGCAGGUAGGAUUAAGGUGAAUCCCAAGGCAUUCUAUACAUAUAUCAAGAGCAAGAGGCUAACCAGAGGGAUGCCAGUAGACUAUGGCAGGGUCUAAAUGAGAUCACUGGGCGCAAAGAAAAGGCUGGGAAUAUCAAUAACUGUGGCGCUUCUCUUCCUGACAAUCUUAACGUACUCUACGCAAGAUUCGAACAGAAGAGAAGCGUCCCGCUCCCUCCGGAUGAACCGGACCUGGUGGCAUCGAGAUUCAUCGUCACAGAGGAGGACGUUAGAAGGACCUUCCUGAAGAUAAAUCCAAGGAAGGCGACGGGCCCAGAUGGCGUCCCAGGACGGGUUCGCUGGGCCUGUGCAAGCGAGCUAGCUGGAGUGUUUGCUGACAUCUUCAACUGCUCCUUGCUUCAGUCUAAGAUCCCCUCGUGUUUUAAGAAGGCAACGAUAAUCCCAGUGCCGAAGAAGAGCAAGGUGACAUGCCUGAAUGACUAUCGAUCUGUGGCUCUGACAUCAAUUGCCAUGAAGUGCUUCGAGCGAUUGGUUAUGGCACACAUCAACCACAGCCUACCAGUCAACCUCGACGCUUUGCAAUUCACCUACCGGAGCAACAGGUCAAUGACAGAUGCCAUCUCUCUGGCCCUACAUCCCUCCUUAGAACUCCUGGAGAAUAAAGGCAAAUACGUAAGGCUCCUUUUCAUUGACUACAGCUCUGCCUUUAAUACCACCAUUCCAAAUAAACUGAUUCCUAAGCUCCGGAACCUGGGCCUUAGCACUCAGAUCUGCAGCUGGAUCUUCAAUUUCCUCACAGACAGGACCCAGGCUGUAAAAAUAGGGGACAAGCUCUCCUCUACAAUCACUCUGAGCACCAGUGCCCCACAAGGCUGUGUACUCAGCCCCCUGCUGUACUCACUGUACACCCAUGAUUGUGUAGCCAAGUUUCCAUCAAACUCAAUAUAUAAGUUUGCUGAUGACACAACAAUUGUAGG
Molecule: messenger RNA, 3813 nt
Organism: Mobula hypostoma (lesser devil ray)
Lineage: Eukaryota; Metazoa; Chordata; Chondrichthyes; Myliobatiformes; Myliobatidae
Product: natural resistance-associated macrophage protein 2-like
Exons: 15
Coding region: 59-1711 (550 amino acids)
Biological process (GO): intracellular iron ion homeostasis; metal ion transport; response to manganese ion
Cellular component (GO): phagocytic vesicle membrane; apical plasma membrane; plasma membrane
Molecular function (GO): metal cation:proton antiporter activity; manganese ion transmembrane transporter activity; iron ion transmembrane transporter activity
Source: RefSeq, a predicted model, not a curated record